GCCAUCGGCGUGGGUCCCGCCCCCCCCUCUCUCUCACCCUCUCCCCAUCCCUCCCCGCCCAACGCCGCCGUCGACCCGUCGUCGUACUCCCGCCCACCCAGCGCCGCCGCCGCCGCCGCCGUCCUCCCAGGCCGCCCGCCCAGCACCGCCGUCCAUCGUCGCCUUCCCCGUCCUCCCCAUCCCCCCGCUCGAGUUGCGGGUGAAGAGGGGCUCGAAGCGGCUGCUCCGCCAAGCCCCUCCUCUCGCCCUCCUCCCCUCUCGCCGAGCUUGCCGUCGCCGCCGUCAUCCUGCUGCAUCCUGAUCUGUGGAAGUAACAAACAGUUCGUUUGUCUGUUUCCCCGUAAAAUUCCCCAAGCUGGACCCGCCCCUGGAAGAAGAAGAAGUAGCUUAGUGUUGAUUUGAGCAUAAUAUGGGUGCCCCGAAGCAGAAAUGGACCGCGGAGGAGGAGUCCGCCCUCAAGGCCGGGAUCGCAAAGCACGGGGCUGGGAAAUGGCGCACCAUACUCAAAGACCCAGACUUCAGCAACGUCCUGCGCUACCGCUCCAAUGUUGACCUCAAGGACAAAUGGCGGAACAUGAACGUAACCGUGAACGCGUCCGGUGCCCGCGACAGGGUGAAAGCGCCCGUCGUUAAGAAGCCAAGAUCCGCUCCUAAGCAUGAAGGCCACUCUACCUCUACAGCUAUUGCCGCGGUAACUUCAGAUGGUGAUGAUGAUGUUGCGGAGCCUGUGCCUCUUGCAACGUCUACUUCAUCCAAGAGAUCCCUCUCGAGGCUAGACAAUAUCAUAGUAGAGGCAGUAAGGAGCUUGAAUGAGCCUACAGGGUCAUACAAGACAGCCAUAGCUAAUUACAUAGAGGAGCAAUACUGGCCUCCUGCUGAUUUUGAUCAUGUCCUGUCUUCAAAACUGAAUGAUCUGACAGCAUCUGGGAAAUUGAUAAAGGUGAAUCGAAAGUACAGGAUAGCCCCUAGUUCAUCUUUGUCAGAAGGGCGAAGCUCCAAAGUAGUGCUGCUCGAAGAUAUAAAAAAAGAACCAACAAAGUUAGAUAGGGAAGAUGUUGCAGUCCUCACUAAAUCUCAAAUCGAUGCUGAAUUAGCUCGGAUGAGAACCAUGACUGCAGAAGAGGCUGCUGCUGCUGCUGCUCGUGCAGUUGCAGAGGCAGAAGCUAUCAUGGCUGAAGCCGAAGCUGCAGUAAGAGAAGCAGAGGCUGCAGAAGCUGAUGCUGUAGCUGCACAAGCUUUCGCGGAGGCAGCAAUGGCAACAUUUAAAAACAGAAGUUCAGCAAAAUUGAUCAUUCGAGCUUGAAGCUACCUGUGGGAGCUGGUGCAGCAUCAGUUUCCUCCGACCUUGUUGUAUGUACACUUGUCCCGCGUUCCAAUGCAAUGCAAUUGCUACUCCAGUUGGGCUAGGGACGACCCUAUUCCAUCCUUAACUUAUGCAAGCUUAUUACAGAACCAAAUUGCCCAAAGCCCCAAACUGGAAUUGCACCGCAUCUGCUGAAUUUGCCAACAAUUUUGUUACGCCUGGAUCUGCACAGGCAUUGCGGCUACGGCAUCUUUUGACUCGCUCAUGGUAGUAACCCACAUAUGCUGGGAUAAUCAGGGAGUGACCAGUAGAAGUACAUCAUGGUUAUCCCCAUUCCUCCUUGGGUGAUUGUAAUUCACCUUGUAAUCGGUUUUGGCAUCAAAUAAUCAGAGUAUUGCGUUGUUGUUGCAUGUACAGAUGUAACAGUGUGUGUCUGGUUGACUGGUUCACUUCAUUGUGUAUAUCAACUGGCUUUUUUUUUUAAGCUCUUUCUCAUGGAUAAUAUGGUAA
Oryza sativa Japonica Group (Japanese rice) is the source of this 1813-nucleotide messenger RNA. Its product is annotated as single myb histone 6. Gene Ontology annotation, cellular component: nucleosome. NCBI's taxonomy places the organism in Eukaryota, Viridiplantae, Streptophyta, Magnoliopsida, Poales, Poaceae. Gene Ontology annotation, molecular function: double-stranded telomeric DNA binding. Gene Ontology annotation, biological process: nucleosome assembly. The record is from RefSeq and is a predicted model, not a curated record.